AUGGAGUUUGGUACCUCAGGAAACCUGUCCGAAGAUGGCAUCCACAUUGAUAUGAACAGGCUGAAGGCGGGCGAGGUCAACCUCGGUACCUCGAUUAUGGCAGUCACCUUCAAGGACGGUGUGAUACUCGGCGCCGACUCCCGAACCACGACCGGCGCAUACAUCGCGAACCGAGUGACAGACAAGCUGACCCGCGUCCACGACACCAUCUGGUGCUGCCGGUCCGGCUCCGCCGCCGACACGCAAGCCGUCGCCGACAUCGUGCAAUACCAACUGGGCCAGUUCCACAUGAUGAACGGCAAGACACCCACAACCCAGACCGCCGCGGCCAUGUUCCAGGAGCUCUGCUAUGCGAACAAGGACAUGUUGACAGCCGGCCUCAUCAUCGCGGGCUGGGACGAGCGGCACGGCGGCCAGGUCUACAGCAUCCCCCUCGGCGGGUCCCUCCACAAGCAGGCCUACUCGAUCGGCGGCUCCGGCUCGACCUACAUCUACGGAUACUGCGACGCGAACUGGAAGGAGGGCAUGAACGAGGACGAGGCGGUCGCCUUCGUCAAGGAGGCGCUCAAGGAGGCCAUCCGGUGGGACGGCAGCUCGGGCGGCGUCAUCCGCAUGGUGGUGCUGACGGCCAAGGGCGCAGACAGGCACCUGUACCUCCCGGACACCGGGUACAAGGUGCGGCAACAGUGA
This is a messenger RNA of Diaporthe citri, 690 nucleotides long. RefSeq lists its product as uncharacterized. Gene Ontology annotation, molecular function: threonine-type endopeptidase activity. NCBI's taxonomy places the organism in Eukaryota, Fungi, Ascomycota, Sordariomycetes, Diaporthales, Diaporthaceae. Gene Ontology annotation, cellular component: proteasome core complex. The record is from RefSeq and is a predicted model, not a curated record. The transcript is spliced from 6 exons. Bases 1 to 690 code for a protein of 229 amino acids.